AUGGCGACACUGGAAUUCGAGGUAAAAGAAAAUGAACUUGAUGAUGUCAGCUCAAAGAGUCCCAAUGGUAAGCGGAAUGUGGUGGUGUGUAGACCAGCUCAUAUUGCGUUUGUUAUUCUUGGAUUCUGCACUAUCACAACAGCGGUUGCCCUUAUGGUGUACUACAUCCCAGAUCGCACACAACUUGAAGGUACCAAGAUACCGGGUGAUGGCUCAAAACCUACCACGUCGUUCUACACUACAGCGCCCUAUGCACAGACGACGGAUCAGACAACAACUGUGAUAAAUGAGAGGCAAACCACAGAACCAAAACCAACCGAAGAUCCCCUGAUGGUGGGCCGGCUACCUGGCACCGUUUCACCCCAGCGAUACCUGUUGAACGUCCGACCUUUUCUUUAUGAGGACGAUGCACCGUAUUCCACGCUCAAUCGCUCGUACACCUUCGAUGGAUGGGUGAACAUCAAGGUUGAGUGCGUUGUCCCAACUGAGGAGAUAAUCCUGCAUUCCCACACGCUGACCGUGCACGGCACACCAAGUGUCACUGGCUUGGACACCGCUGACUCCCGCCAACUUUUGGACCAUUUUACCUUUGACCGAGGAAAUAUGUUCCUGGUUUUGAAGCUAAAGGAGAGCCUGCAGUUGCAUAAAAAUUAUGAAAUCCAAAUAGUGUACACGGGAUUGUUAGACAGUGAAAUCCGCGGAUUUUAUGUAAGCAAAUACAUCACGUCAGACAACAGGGAAAGACUUACAGCUACUACGCAAAUGGAAGGACCACACGCCCGCCGUGUCCUGCCUUGCUUUGACGAACCGUCUUUCAAGGCGUCGUUUGAUAUACAAAUCGAACAUCGCUACGAUAUGACCGCCCUGUCAAAUGGACUGGAGACGAAGACUAUUAAGCUGGAUGACCACUGGCACAGGACGUAUUUCAAGCGUGUCUCAGCCAUGCCGACUUACCUCCUGGCCAUGGUUGUACAUGACUUCCAAAAUAUCAACGGGACAACAGAUGAUGGCUGUCUGGUCCGUGUGUGGAUACGACCUGACUACAUUUCAAAAAUUUCCACAGCGCUAGACUUUGCAAUGAGGCUUCAGACAUACUUUAACUCCUUCCUGGGUAUGAAAUAUCCACUUGACAAGUUAGACCACAUCGGAAUAACAAUCAUGGGCGGAGCAAUGGAGAACUGGGGUUUGAUUACUUAUGAGGAGAAGCUGCUUAUAGAUCACGCUGAUGACCUGACUAUUACUCACGAGAUUUCCCAUCAGUGGUUUGGUAACCUUGUCACCCCCGAAUGGUGGGAUGAUCUGUGGUUAAACGAAGGUUUCGCCACCUACUACCAACACAUCGGCAUUGACUUCCUCAACUCGGGGCAAGAGGAGUAUCAGAAAUUCUAUCUGGAUACAAUGGAAAGAGCUUUCACUUUUGAUACUAAUUAUAUGAUCAUACGUCCCUUGAAAGACCCAGUCUCGAGUGACAUUGACGACAUUGAUAACCAGAUUGUUCUCUUUACUUACGUUAAGGGUGGCUCCAUUGUGUUUAUGAUGAAGCACUUCCUGGCAGAUGGAGUUUUUGAGAAAGGAAUUCGAAACUACUUGAAAGAACGCGCCUAUAAGAACGCCAAUAUCGACCAUCUGUGGGAGGAACUCUCUUAUGCUGAUCAAGACGUCGGGAAACACAACAUGAAAAGGAUCAUGGAUUCAUGGACUCUACAGCCCGGGGCCCCUCUUGUAACGCUCAACAGAACCGGUGACACAGUCUUGGCAACACAGAGAAGAUUGUAUACUGGGUUUCCACCUCAUCCGGGUCCUUUCAGCGAGCGUUAUUACAUACCACUUACCUGGGUCCACAAAUCGAAUUCAAGCAGUCCAACGACAGUCCUUAUGGAGCCCGACAAUGAAGAAACAAUCGUGCAUCUUGAAGGAGCAUCUGCUGAUGACUGGUACCUGGCCAACUUCUUGCAGACCGGAUACUAUUUCGUCGAUUAUGAUGAGGAGAAUUGGCUACGGAUUGUAGAACAGGCAGAGAGGGAUCCGAAUGUUUUCACAUUUCAGAACCAGCUGGGCUUGAUACGGCAGGUUAGAAAACUGGAAAUUGCUGGCAUUGUUCCGACUGAUAUAGCUUAUUCUCUGAUUGACGCUUUACGAAAUACCUCUCUCGGAACUAGGGAGGCGGCCUUGGAAGGAGACUUGCUCCGUCUAAGCCUACUGAGAGGGCAGAAGUCACAAAAGGCUAUCGAGCGACGCAUUUUGGAUGACAUUAAUUUUCUGUACAGUGAAGAAGGAUGGCAUGCGGCUACAACUAUCGACCCACUCUCAUCAAGCUGGCUUGCACGAAAGCAUCGCUUAGAUAUUACGUCAUUGGCUUGUUUCUAUGGCAACGAUGAUUGCGUUAGCAAAGCUACUGCACUCUUCAAAGAGAUAAUGGAGAACCCGUUUAAAAACAGUGUAAAGCCCGUGUUCCGACAUUUAGUGUUCUGCAACGGUAUACGGUAUGGCGGUCAAGUUGAGUGGGAGUUUGGAAUGAGGCAGAUGCGUGGAGCCACCAUGGAACGAGAGAGGACUCGAUGGGGCACUGCGCUCACUUGCUCUGCCAACGCAACUGCUCUCACACACUACAUUAGCAGCCUGGACGGUUCGUCGGAUGACGUGAAUGUAUUUAAGGUCAUCACAGCGUUGGCUGAUAACCCCAUUGGUGGAGACAUGGCCUGGGACUACAUCAAAAAGAACUGGGGGUCGCUAUUGAGCAAAUCCACCGAUGCCCAUUCUGCCUCCGAUCUUCUCCUUUCGGUCACAGCAUUUUUCAACACUGCCGAUGAACUUCAAGAGUUGCUCGACUUUGGAAAAGGGCGUGACUUUGGCCGAUUACAGCAAGCUUUUGACUUGGCUGUGAUGAGUGUAAACAAUAACAUAGGCUGGGUCGCAAAGCUUAACGGAGACUAAAAAGCUUCAAAUAAUAAGAGGGAAAAAAGAAAAUUGAAGUGUUUGUUUGGGCUGUCUACCUGCUUGAAUAUUUGUCUUGUGCUACAGGAAUCUUCCGUGAGUACAUAAACCUUUACCAUGCUAUUGUGUUUGGUGAUUUACUGACAUUGGCUGGAGUCAAUAUAGGAAUUUGUUUGUCCUGCUCAUGUUCAUUCCACCGACACAUUUCUGGGCCUCAGCUUUGCAAGAUAAUUCUUGUUUAAAAGCUUUUUACAAUUUACAAUCUGUACAGAAAUGAUUUACUGGGCCAAUUUGACAAAUGUUUGGUCAACGGUAUAAAUAUUUAUCUAAUUCUUUUGUUGCAAAGAAACGGACUUGACAAUCAUUUCAAAUUAAUAGGCUAUUUAAAUAGAGGAAAUUGGGACUUUUAUUCAGUAAUAAUGUAAGCAUUUAGCACAGUGGGCUAGUUAGCUUUGUUUAACUUUGUUGAAGCGUUGGCAUUUCCUUAUUGUGAUAUAAAAGAGCGAUUUCAUGUUUUUUUUUUAUUAUCCAGUCGAAAAUUCAUACCUGUAUGAGACGUGUAUACACAAGGUCAAUCACUUAUUUACUACUAUUACUAUCGAACGAUAUUGAUUACCAGUAUUGCUGAAUGAAGUAGUUUGAUAGGUUACUGUAAUAGUUUGAUUUAGGUUACUGGCAAGAUUUUAGGUCUACCAUCAUCUGCCGUGUUUCAGGCUAUUAAGCUUUCUUGAGUGAGCACAGGCUGAUGGGGGGAGGGGCCAUAUGUGCCCACCAAAAACCAUUAAAACAAAUUAGUCAAAGACGUAUUUGUUUCAUUUCCUAAAAAAGCGUGUGAAAAG
This is a messenger RNA of Acanthaster planci (crown-of-thorns starfish), 3773 nucleotides long. RefSeq names its product aminopeptidase N-like. Gene Ontology annotation, molecular function: metalloaminopeptidase activity; zinc ion binding; peptide binding. NCBI's taxonomy places the organism in Eukaryota, Metazoa, Echinodermata, Asteroidea, Valvatida, Acanthasteridae. Gene Ontology annotation, biological process: peptide catabolic process; proteolysis. The record is from RefSeq and is a predicted model, not a curated record. Gene Ontology annotation, cellular component: membrane; cytoplasm.